GUCAAAAGUCAACGUACAAGUAGAAGUAGAGUCCCUCGUCGUGCCGCGGUUGUUGAUUGAUGUCUGUUUUCGUACAUCAUUCAACUGGAACAGGGCAUGGCUACUUCCGUGUCGUCCUUUCCAAGAAGAACCCCCCAAAAUGGAAAAUGUUUUCAUGUCUAAUUCGUUUUUAAUAUCAGGCGUAUGUUAAUAGAUACAAGUAGAAGAUAUCAAAGGCUUCACUAGCUAUGUGACCUUUUGAAGAUGGACAAUGUUGCAUCUUUUGAAGAGGACUAACAAAAGAAGAGGACGAUGAACUGCUAAUUGAUUUCUUCUAUGCCCCAUGAUUGGGUACGCUACUACUACUACUACUGCAUGAAGAACAACAGUCACGGCCACCUCGAACUUUAAGUGUGCUGAAUAUGUUUCGUCUUUUGUUCAAAUUGAAAAAUGUCAUCAUGUCGUCGACAUCCAUACUAGUCUGCAUUCUGUCUCUCAGUAACGCGUCUCCUGGUAAUAAGCAGCAACACACUUCUAUGACACGACGAGCGAAUGGAGGUUAAACAACCUACAAUCUAGUCCAUUCAUCAUCUUCGUUAUUGGUGUGAAGACCGAGGACGUGCGACCUUCUUCAUGAUAGUGGACGAGGCGAGAAAAACCAAUAUAACGAGCGGCAACCGACUAGAUUGGUGGAGUUAGUUGCAUUGCCUUUGCCUUCAUCCAAAGCGGUCGAGCCUGAAGCCGCUCCUCAACCUCGUCUUAAGUAAGGCAGGAACGACAAGAGGAUGGGCUGCGAAAAUCUCGAGAGCGUAUAAUUUAAGUGAGAGGAACAAAAUCCCUACAGAAAACGCAAAUGGCAGCCCUAGACGUCGACGUGAAGGCAGCGGCCGAAUCGCGGGAAGCGAGUGCCUUUGCAAGUGCUGACACGGUGAUCAACGAGUAUAUGGCGAAACGAGCUGAGAAGGACAAAGAGCGAACGGAACUUCUGCAACGACUCAUUAAGGCUCGUUUGAAACCUCGAUCCAUCUUUAGAAACUUCGUGGAAACGCUUCCUUUGUUUCUCUUACUAAUCCAUCUUGAGCAGGAGGAGCAUGAUAAUGAUUUUCUUUCUUCAAGGGAAAGAGAUAUAUCAUCUACUCAGGAUAGUCGUCCUCAAGGCAAGAUGGAUUAUAAGUAAAUGUAUUAGGCUGAAUAGCUCUAAGGAAAGCGAAAAGUAUGAUUCCGACGAAGCUAGAGGCAUUGUUGCUGUCAACUGGAAAAAGGAGAGGCAGAGGCUUGGUACUUAGAGUUGGAGUUCUUCUACUUCUACUCAUAUAAAAAGUUUAGAAAGAAUUAUAGAAGAUUAUUGUUAUAUCCACUAUCAUCUAACAACCUCUUUAUGACCGACAAUAUUCACAUCUUCCAAAUAAUAGGCCUGCUUCCAGAGUGGGAGUAUCGGCAUCUGCACUUUAUUCCGCAGCCGUUUGUCGCGCCACACGGUCGCCCACUGGUACGGCGUUUCUGCGCAAAGUAUGGGGAUAUCUUCAUGUACAGUUGCAUGUUCUUCCUGUUCCUGAUACUGGUAGCAACUUUUGUGGUCUACAUCUUAGCGCUGUUGUACUAUCAGAACAGCUACACCGCAAAGUGUACUCUCAGUCGUAAUGGGGACUCACCGACGCUGUGCACCGAGUGCCUCUUUGAUGUUAAAGCACUGGUAGACCUCCGAGAGCAAACCAGCCUCCGAGAAGAUCGCGUUAAGGAGCAUUUGGAGUUAUGCUUUGAAACGCCAACUUUUCGAGGAUUCGGCUCAAAUUGAAAACGCAAAUAACGCAGUUUUUCAUGCUUUCGAGAGCAAUCGAAUCGAAUUAUUUGGCGAUAAACCAUUUUUUCGAGGAUUCGCCUUCAAACUUUGUAUUCGUCGAUAGAAUUGACAAGCUAUAAUUUACUCUUCUUGUCUCUCUAGUUCUUGUACCUCAUGUCUUCUAGAAUUGGUUCAUAGUACCUGCACCAGAGAUUGAGAUCCAUCUAAGAUGGAUCAUCUUCUACAUGAGUUAUAAAGUGUGUUUUGUAGAGUGUGAGAUAUUAAUUAUGGUUUAUAGAGUGUGUAACAGUGGUCCAACACCGAGCAGUAUUUCUUUGUCUACAACUGCAACUGCUUCUUGUCUUUUGCUUCAUUCCUCCACCUACAAAGGGGUCUCCUCUUUAUUUCCUUCAUUCCUGUACGUAGAAAGCACUCUGUCCGUGAACGAUUUGGCGAACUGGCAUCUUGGAGUCGAGAAGUUUAUUCCUCGCGACCUACCUGGUUUAGGACCGGACUACCGCAUUUUCCGAGUGCGUAACUACCAAAUCAAGUACGACCCAUAUGGACCGUACUACCGACCAAGAGAGGAGCCCUUCUUUUGUUGCCCCGAUAAGUGUUGCGACUGGCUGUUAAGGAUUGCAAGUUGACGACCCCUCUAUAAUGCGCGGUAAAUCUACAUUGAUUAUAGGAAAGUCAUGUAGUCUAUGCGUCGAGGGAUGAUAGAGAGGUCGCCUUGGAAUCCCUAAGGCCGAAUCCGGACACGCAAAACGACAAUUACCACUGCGAUACACGCAUUUUUGGGUGGGCCCAAAAGCAAGAAUGGCGUGCGGUGGCGGAAGACAUUUAUGAAUCAAUGAAGAAGAGGAGUUUAGUUUCUUGUACUUCCCAGUUAUACUACUCGGGCAUCCACCUCGGGUAGAGAUUAGACCACCGACAGUAGAUCCUUCUUUUUUUAGUGCUAGUUAUUUUUCCCUCUAGAUACAUAGAACAAACUACAAGCAAGGGUCAUCGUGCGUCGUCCAAGAAGAGGACGACUGUGAUAGUCCUAUCUCUAGAUAAAAUGACGAGGAAGUAGAUACCAAACACCUCUCCAUCUAAGACAUGAGUACGGAAAUGUGCAGCGUGGGGGCGUGGGACUGUACUUUGGAAAAACCUGAGACCUUCGACAUGGAGGUAGGUGCCACUUUCGAGUCCGCGAGUCGCAUAGGUUAAGGCUAGUUUUUUACUAUCCCAUGUGGACUAUGCAGCUGCGUGGCGCCCCCCUUGAUGUUGAGAGACAAAAUAUAAGGGGGACGUACUACACGUAGGGUAUUCCAUUCAUCCACCCGACUCGGUGUAGGAAAAAACUAGCGCUAAAUAGGAGUGCCUUCCGAGAAUCUAGUGCCUUCGUUUUCCGCACUAGAUCAGCAUGUACUCACCACGCAACUCUUCGCGGCCAUGUUUUGUCUCUACGUUUUGUACUUAUGACCCAUGUUCUAUCUUUAUAGUACGUUUUGUACUUAUGAUAUUACUGAAUAAAGUUCGUUCGUUGCUAAUAUGAGAUCAUACAACUGAAAAUUUGUGCAUAAUUUGGAUUAUCCAAGAAUUUUCAGUUAUAUGCUAUCUUUUUGAAAUUCAUUUCCUGAGGGUGAGCUUUAUUUCUGACACAGUGACAGUUGAAUCGACAAAAACUCUGUCAUUCUCAUGCUUCUGUGUAUCUAGAUAGUCUCAGGUGUGUAUUAGUAUACAGAGUAUGACGCUACUAAGUUGUCUGUUUCUCACACACAUGAAUAGUCCAGAACUUCUUAGAGCUUUCUUUUUAAGUUUGGGAAGCAAGUUGAGAGUUUUUUAGAAGGGCUCUUUCAACAGGAAGAAUGCUUAUUCCUUAUCUUGUAGCUGUAUGUAGUGGCUGUCAUAUCUGGCUAAAAUCAUUAUAAUACUACAGGCACUAGUUCUUGGUGCUGGUGGAGAUGAGAGCAGCAUGCUAAUAGGCAGUGGCAGGUUCUAUUCUGUUGCUAUUUGAUCAAACAAGUAGAUCAUGUCCUCGGACUCGGAGGACAGACAUCACCAGUACAUGCGCAUUUGACUUACUUCUACACAUUGAACAUGACCAUGCUCAUGCCUCUUCUAAUAUUUAUACUGGGUUGUGUGUUGGUGUGGAGCUUGGAAAAGAAGGCGGUAGCGGUUCGGGCGAUGAUGGCGGACCAGAUUGAAGAAUACAUUGCAAAAAUAAAGUUGAUGGUCAUUGAAGGGCAUCCCAAAUGGCUUUACCGCUUUCUCAAGUACCAUUUGGCGUACUGCGAGAAAUGGCUUGACCGCUGGUGGGCGAUUUACGGCCGACGGCUUUACAUGCGUAUGACGCGCACUGGACGGCGAUUUUGGUAUGGUCUCGCCGUAGUAGCUGAGCAAGAAGCGAGGUAUAUCAGGGCAGAUCUCAGAGAAGUGAUGUCCCCCUAUCCUCACGUAACCGUGGAUAUGCUGCUCGCGCGGGAUGAUUUGUGGAUAUGCUGUACCUGGUGGUGCCCAUGUGCCACAUUCUCAAUUAUGGACAUUCGGAUUCAACUGCUUUGUCGCACUAAACGAACUUCAACUCCUAGUGUCGUGUGAUAGUUGUUGCUAUCAUCUUUCCGCCGUAACGACGUUGAAAACCACGACUGCAGCUUUUAGAUACAGAUAUUGGAAUCUUCCAUCUUCUAAAGCGAUUCGAGUAAUCAUCGAAUCUCUGCUUCAGAUGCGUUUGGCCCGCCGGCGAAAAGAUGCACCUGUGCCGACGUCUUCAAGCGGUGAGAGCUCAGUAGUUGGCCCUCCUCAAACGGCGUACGAGAUCGCGCUGGAGCAGGUUCAGAAGCCCUUCAUGAAACCCAGGAAACUCAUUUGUUAAGGCUCUAUUUCCUAAUCUAGGUUGCCUAUGUUAGUUUAGAGGUUGAUAAGGUAUGCAUCCUUGGAAUGAUGAAGAAGAGCUUUGCAAGUAGGGCAAAAGCAUCUUUCUAGGGUGCGUCUCAGGAUGGAUUAAGGCGAGCGCUAAGCAUCGCUGUCGAACCUCGGAGACAAGGGUCUUCAACCAGACCGAGAUCCAGGAGAUCGGGUGAACCUAGGACUGGUAGAGCCAUGGUGGACAAAAUUACCAAAAAGCUGGCACGAAUCUCAGAAGUCGGAGGAACAGAAGAAAGAGGAAGCAGAAGAUGCGAAACGGUUCCAACGUGAGGAAUUUCAAGCGACAGGCGGACAGCCGCAAUUGCGCAUGACGAUUAAGGUCCCAUCUUCUCUAAUGAUCUGUGAUGUCAGUUCAUCUUGGGAAUCUUUGACAGGGACGAGAUUGAGAAAAGAUCCCAGUGUAAGUACAUACAAAAGGUAAUAAAGGACCAAGUUUUCGUUUGAAAGGACGUCGAAGAAAAGGUCUUACUAGAAUGGUGGCAGGUCGUUGCCUAUGCCUUCAAAUUGGUCAUGGUCGUGGUACAUCAGGCUGAAAGGUCCUCUAAGUCAGAAUAUGUUGGUGAAAAGUUUGCAAGCAGGGUUCGGCGGUACUACAAACCAGGGAGCAAGCUGGAUCAUAUUGUCAUACGCGUUGUCAAGGGAGAAUGCAUCGACCUCACGCUGCAUAAGAUUAUGACAAUAAAGGCUUUUUGAUUUUGGCUUCUACGGCAAUCGAGAAAUGACGGCAACAGGAGCACACACGUGACUCAAGUAUGUUUGCUCUCGUGAUGAAUGUAAGUAGUCUGACUAUAUUUUGCCUGGUGGAGGACCAUCACUCCUCCUCGGUUACUGAUUUAGUCUGCUUGGGUUGCUUGAAGCGUUUACCUAUUACCCUAAGCUGAGCAGUGAGCAUGCUAUUACUAACUUUGUUUUUGAGAAUGAAAUGCCAUUAUUUGAUUUAGGUAAAGAAAAACAAGGUUAAGAUAACGGCAUGCCUCGUCCUUCAGUACUAGUGCUACCUAUGAUGAAGUAGAUCAUCAUUUUCGUCCUCUUUCAUCUGUUGAAAAUAUUGGAAGAAUCCGGACUUGGACUUCGUGAAGCAUCCUCGAGUCCUUUCAGUACGUGCUGCUUUGCGAGAUAUUUUCUUUAUCCAGCCCAAUGCAGACGCUUUGAUGUUAAGGUGGCUCGUGCUACUCCAUUGCUAUUUUAUCACCUUGCAGUAAUCAAUUUUGAACUCUCAUUUUGAUACUCAGUUUCAAACAAAUCAUAGUACUGAUUGAAAACCGGUGGAAUUCUGGUCAUUUGUGGUUAAAGUUAUAUUACUGUUACCUCAAGUAAUGCAUCCUGCUAUUUUGUAUGUGGAGGAUCCUUGAAGCAUAUGCACCCAAGGGAUCAUAUUCAUCUUGUUUAGGGAUCCACGACGACCCCACAAAAAGGAUGAGUGAGUAGGUGCAAAAAUUCUAAUGAUGAGGGUGGGAAAUUUGAUCAUCACCAUGAAUAAUUGGACUCUCGCAGACUCGACGAGGCCUGUAGAAUUGGAGUUCGUCAGAGUGGCACCAGAGUGGUUGGCCGAACAUCCACGAAGAAAGUAUCACGUGCUUCGAAAAGUGAAGCAACAACUUAGACACAAGACAAAGUUGAGGCGAGAGGGUAGACUUUCAAUAGUAUCACUAUCUGGUCACGGUGUAACUCAAUUAGUAAUAUGACGUUUUUCGUUCUUUGAUUUGUUAGAGGGGAAAGCAACAACUCAUACUCACUCAACCACAGACCGUGGUUAGACGUCAGGAGCAAAGAACCUCUCCUUCCUUCGUUUCUCUCAUCUAACAAAGGAAGAGAUUUUUGAUGCCGUGCAGAAGACAGUGGGGAAUACAGAUUGGAAGAAUCCUGUUCUCGGUCAGCUCGAAGGUGCAAUCGACUACGACUCUUACCUUAUGUUGAGCAGGUUGAAAUGUAAAUCUUGAUAGAUGAUAAGUAUGAUGGACAAGAAGGAUCUUCUGUCACUCUAGAACUGUGACGAUGUAGCUUAACUGAAGGAUGCUUAUGCAAGCACUCACAUUGCAAGUGGAGAGCAGUGACAUGAGAACAGUGACGGAAUUACACAGCAAUUCUAUGUACAGGCACUGCUAAGGGUAGAAGUUGAAGCAUGAAGCUAGAGUCGUACUGGAUUCUAUGUCUUCUGCCUAGACUUUUCACUGCAACUACAAGCAAUAGUUGAACAGAGAGGGUUUGAUAGUAUCGACUGUUGAGGUAGCAACUUCAAGGUAUGAUCUAGUUUGCAACAUUGGUUAGGUCCAUAGUGGACGACAAGGAUUGGAAUUCGAUUAUUGGGCGAUAAAAAACCAUUUUUUCGAGGAUUCGCCUCAAAUUGAAGAGUGAGACUCAACUUUUCAAGCUUUCGAGGGCAUUUGAAUUGAAUUGCUUGGCGAUAAAAGACCUUUUUUUCGAGGAUUCGCUUCAAAAUGAAGGCCUAUACUCAACUUCUCAAGUUUUCGAGAUGUAGGCGCCGACAGUGUGUCUUUCUAACAUGAGUACAGUCUCUAGUUAAGCACUUAAAAUGGCCAACGUCAUAUCAAAAACGUAGAAUGUUGCUUUCAUCGAGUAAGUGCCUCUCCUCAUCCUUAUUCUCUUUAAGGUCGAGGUCGCCCUCUAUAGAGUCCUAGGGGAACACCCACGGGGAGUCGUGCUCCACCCCCAUCCUUUUCCCUGACCCUCUCGCCCCUGCCUUCCGGGCCUCCUGUUGGGUCCCUACUGGUCUCCCUGCAAUAAAGGCAACCCCGUCAGUUUCCCUGACCCUCCUGUGGGUUCUCUCCACUGGUCUCCCGGCAGCCACGGGCCCCCCGGUUGCCUUUGCGGGGAGACCAGUGGGGACCCAACAGGAGGCAGGGGCGGGAGGGUUGGGAAACUGGGUGGAACACAACCCUCCAUAGGUUUCCCCGUAGGCCUCUAUCGAGGGCGAUCUCGAUCCUACCCUGAUUCUCUCCCCAUCGUCCUAAAGCUAAUCCUUCCUUUUUCAUAUUGGUAAAGGAUCCGCAGGAGCAAAAGGACUUCUUUCCCUUGGACGCACGUUGCGACUUCGCUAGGGAUGUGCCGAGUGGCAACGCUUUGGAUCGAGGUCCGCAGCACUCUUUCCGCGAUCUUCAUCAGGAAGCAAGGGAUCGAAGGCAAGCGCGCGAGGAGUACUUCGGUCGCGCUGCGGCUCCGACUCCGUCGCCGUCUAAGAGUUAUGGCUUUAGCAUAUUCAUUUUCACCUUAAGAAGCACAAGCAUCUUCGAGUUUGACGUGUUUUCAGGAGAGAAAAUGGUCAACGAUACACUGCAGGAUGCAUAUUGGUAAGGUCUAACAGCAGCAGAGACGCAAGAGAAGACGGAGGGCCAGCACACAGAUAGAGCCUGAAGAAGAUCCAGAGAUCGAACUGGUGGUCGAAGUGAAGGACGGCAAACCAGUGGAAUUGAUCGACUGAGUCGUGCAAGGUCUUACUUGUUUGGACAAACAUUUUUUUGUAAUACCAACUUUCUCUAUGGAUGUAUGUUGUACUACUUGCAUACUUGAUAACCGCCGUCUUCUUGCACUCGCGUGAGUACAGAUGUUUGGAU
Messenger RNA from Amoebophrya sp. A25, 8244 nucleotides. The record is from the annotation of a GenBank genome assembly. NCBI's taxonomy places the organism in Eukaryota, Dinophyceae, Syndiniales, Amoebophryaceae.